Molecule: messenger RNA, 4693 nt
Organism: Peromyscus eremicus (cactus mouse)
Lineage: Eukaryota; Metazoa; Chordata; Mammalia; Rodentia; Cricetidae
Gene: Rtn4
Product: reticulon 4
Exons: 9
Coding region: 282-3797 (1171 amino acids)
Biological process (GO): neuron differentiation; endoplasmic reticulum tubular network formation; brain development
Cellular component (GO): postsynaptic density; neuron projection
Source: RefSeq, a predicted model, not a curated record
CCCCGCCUGGAAGGUGAGUCACGCCAAACUGGGCGGAGAGUCUGCUGGCCUCUCUCCUUCGCUCGUCUGGGCGGCUGCAACUGGGGACAGGGCGGGUGCGCAUCUCGGGCGCGGAGACGGGAGAAGUCUCAUUGUUCGGGGAGCCGUCGCCUCCGCAGGUUCCUCGGCUCGGCCUGCCCGGCCCCUGUCAGUCCUGCCCAACCCCCACAACCGCCCGCGGCUCGGAGGAGAAGCGGCCCCGCGGCGGCAGUAGCUGCAGCAUCAUCUCCGACCCGCCAGCCAUGGAAGACCUAGACCAGUCGCCUCUGGUCUCCUCGUCCGCGGACAGCCCGCCCCGGCCUCCGCCCGCCUUCCAGUACCAGUUCGUGAGGGAGCCCGAGGACGAGGAGGACGAGGACGAGGAGGACGAGGACGAGGAGGAGGACGACGAGGACCCGGAGGAGCUGGAGGUGCGGGAGAGGAGGCCGGCGGCCGGGCUGUCUGCGGCCCCGGUGCCACCCGCCGCCGCCGCCGCGCCGCUGCUGGACUUGGGGAGCGACUCGGUGCCCCCCGCGCCCCGCGGGCCGCUGCCGGCCGCGCCCCCCGCCGCCCCUGAGCGGCAGCCGUCCUGGGAGCGGAGCCCCACGGCGCCCGCGCCAUCCCCGCCCGCCGCUGCCGCAGUCCUGCCCUCCAAGCUCCCCGAGGACGACGAGCCUCCGGCGCGGCCUCCGCCCCCGCCCCCAGCCGGCGCGAGCCCCCCGGCGGAGCCCGCCGCGCCCCCUUCCACGCCGGCCGCGCCCAAGCGCAGGGGCUCGGGCUCAGUGGAUGAGACCCUUUUUGCUCUUCCUGCUGCAUCUGAGCCUGUGAUACCCUCCUCUACAGAAAAAAGCAUGGAUUUGAAGGAUCAGCCAGGUGACACUGUUCCGUCUGCUCAAGAGGAUUUCCCAUCUGUCCCGCUUGAGACUGCUGCCUCUCUUCCUUCUCUGUCUCCUCUUUCAACUGUUUCUUUUAAAGAACAUGAAUACCUUGGUAAUUUAUCAGCAGUGUCAUCCACAGAAGGAGCAAUUGAAGAAACUUUAAACGAAGCUUCUAAAGAUUUGCCAGAGAGGGCAACAAAUCCAUUUGUAGAUAGAGAUUUAACAGAGUUUUCAGAAUUAGAAUAUUCAGAAAUGGGAUCAUCAUUCACUGGCUGUCCGAAAGCAGAGUCAACCCUACUAGUAGAAAACACUAAGGAAGAAGUAACCGUGAGGAGUAAAGAUAAAGAGGAUUUAGUUAGCAAUGCAGCCCUUCAUAAUCCACAGGAGUCACCUAUGACCUUUACUAAAGUGGUUAAAGAAGACAGAGUUAUGGCUCCAGAAAAGAAAAAGGACAUUUUUAAUGAAAUGCAAAUGCCAGUGGUAGCACCUAUGAGGGAAGAGUAUGCAGACUUUAAGCCAUUUGAGCAAGCGUGGGAAGUGAAAGAUACCUAUGAGGGGACUAGGGAUGUGCUGGCUGCUAGAGGUUUUUUGGAAAAUAGAAUGGAUAAAAAUUACUUUGAAGAUAACCUGGAGCAAAAAAGUCAUGGAAAAGAUAGUGAAAGUAGUAAUGAUGACACUUCUUUCCCCAGUACACCAGAGCCUGUGAGGGAUGGCUCCAGAGCAUACAUUACAUGUGCUCCCUUUACCUCAGCAUCUGAUAGCAUUGCAGCAAACAGUUUUCCUUUGUUAGAAGAUCACACUUCAGAAAAUAAAACGGAUGAAAAAAAGAUAGAAGAAAGGAAGGCCCAAAUUAUAACAGAGAAGACUAGCCCCAAAACAUCAAACCCAUUCCUUGUAGCAACACAAGACUCUGAGGCCGAUUAUGUCACAACAGAUAAUUUAUCAAAGGUGACCGAGGUAGAAGUGGCAAACAUGGCUGAAGGUCUAACCCCAGAUUUAGUACAGGAAGCAUGUGAAAGUGAACUGAAUGAAGCUACAGGUACGAAGAUGGCUUAUGAAACGAAAAUGGACUUGGUCCAGACGUCAGAAGCUAUACAAGAAUCACUUUACCCCACAGCACAGCUUUGCCCAUCAUUUGAAGACUCUGAAGCAACUCCUUCACCAGUUUUGCCUGAUAUUGUUAUGGAAGCACCAUUAAAUUCCCUCCUUCCAAAUGCUGGUGCCUCUCUAGUGCAGCCCAGCGUGUCCCCACUAGAAGCACCUCCGUCAGUUAGUUACGACAGCAUGAAGCUUGAGCCUGAAAAUCCCCCACCAUAUGAAGAAGCCGUGAAUAUAGCACUAAAAGCUUCCGGAGCAAAGGAAGAAAUGAAAGAGACUGCAAGUAUUAAUGCAGCUGUUCAGGAAACAGAAGCUCCUUAUAUAUCCAUUGCAUGUGAUUUAAUUAAAGAAACAAAGCUCUCCACUGAACCAAGUCCAGAUUUCUCUAAUUAUUCAGAAAUAGCAAAAUUUGAGAAAUUGGUGCCUGAUCACUCUGAGCUAGUGGAGGACUCCUCACCUGAUUCUGAACCAGUUGACUUAUUUAGUGAUGAUUCAAUUCCUGAAGUCCCACAAACACAAGAGGAGGCUGUGAUGCUCAUGACGGAGAGUCUCACUGAAGUGUCUGAGACAGUAACACAACACAAACAUAAGGAAAGACUUAGUGUUUCACCCCAGGAGGUAGGAAAGCCAUAUUUAGAGUCUUUUCAGCCCAAUUUACAUAUUACAAAAGAUGCUGCACCUAAUGAAAUUCCAACAUUGACCAAAAAGGAGAAAAUUCCUUUGCAGAUGGAAGAGCUUAAUACUGCAAUUUAUUCAAACGAUGACUUGCUUACUUCUAAGGAAGACAAAAUAAAAGAAAGUGAAACAUUUUCAGAUUCAUCUCCAAUUGAAAUAAUAGAUGAAUUUCCCACAUUUGUCAGUUCUAAAACCAAUUCUUCUUCUAAAUUAGCCAAGGAAUACACUGACCUAGAAGCAUCCAACAAAAUUGAAAUUGCUAAUGUCCAGAGUGGGGCUGGGUCGUUGCCUUGCUCUGAAUUGCCCAGUGACCUUUCUUUCAAGAAUAUACAUCCUGAAGAUGAAGUCCAUGUUUCAGAUGAAUUCUCCAAAGAUAGGUCCAGUGUGUCUAAGGUGUCCUUAUUGUCUUCAGAUGUUUCUGCUUUGGGACCUCAAACAGAAAUGGGUAGCAUAGUUAAACCCAAAGUACUUAUGAAAGAAGCAGAGAGAAAAUGUCCUGAUACAGAGAAAGAGGACAAAUCACUGCCGGCUGUGUUUUCAUCAGAGCUGAGUAAAACCUCAGUUGUUGACCUCCUCUACUGGAGAGACAUUAAGAAGACUGGAGUGGUGUUUGGUGCCAGCUUGUUCCUGCUACUGUCUCUGACGGUGUUCAGCAUUGUGAGUGUAACGGCCUACAUUGCCUUGGCCCUGCUCUCUGUGACUAUCAGCUUUAGAAUAUAUAAGGGUGUGAUCCAAGCUAUCCAGAAAUCAGAUGAAGGCCACCCAUUCAGGGCAUAUUUGGAAUCUGAAGUUGCUGUAUCAGAGGAAUUGGUUCAGAAAUACAGUAAUUCUGCUCUUGGCCAUGUGAACAGCACAAUAAAAGAACUCAGGCGCCUCUUCUUAGUUGAUGAUUUAGUUGAUUCCCUGAAGUUUGCAGUGUUGAUGUGGGUGUUUACUUAUGUUGGUGCCUUGUUCAAUGGUCUGACACUGCUGAUUUUAGCUCUGAUUUCACUCUUCAGUAUUCCUGUUAUUUAUGAACGGCAUCAGGCGCAGAUAGAUCAUUAUCUAGGACUUGCAAAUAAGAGUGUUAAAGAGGCCAUGGCCAAAAUCCAAGCAAAAAUCCCUGGAUUGAAGCGCAAAGCAGAAUGAAAACGCCCCAGACAGCAGGAGUUCAUCUUUCAAGGGGACACUCAUUUGAUGGUGGGUGGGGGAGGGUCAGGGCGAGCCGUGGCGGCGGUGCAGCUUCAGCUCUUUAUUUUUAGCAGUGCACUGUUUGAGGAAAAAUUACCUGUCUUGGCUUCCUGUGUUUAUCAUCUUAAGUAUUGUAAGCUGCUAUGUAUGGAUUUAAAUUGUAAUCAUACUUGUUUUUUCUGUAUGAGGCACUGGUGAAUAAAGUGAGCUGAGAAAGCGAUACAUUAUGUUUUAUUGCAAGUAGUCUUGCUGUAUUUGGGAAGUUGCAAGAAGGUGAAGCUGAAAAAAAAAAGAAACUUCACAGUGUACUGUGUUUGGUUGGUGUAAAUUGAUGCAGAUUUUUCAAUGAAAUGUUUAGACAAGAUCAUACUACUAAAGCAGGAAUGAAAACACUGUCUUUAUGGUAUGUUCUAGGUGUAUUGUGAACUUACUGUUAUAUUGCCAAUAUAAGUAAAUAGAAACAUAAUCUAUAUAUAGUGUUUCACAAGCUUAGAUCUUUACCUUCCAUCUGCCCUACAGUGCUUGACCUCUGAGUCAUUGAUAGUGUAGUCUCAAGCACAUAAACUAGGAAGAGAAUGUAUUUCUAGGAGCACUACCACCUGUUUUUAAGAAAACAACACAGAACUCCAGCAUAACGUCAUUGCGAAGACUUACCGUAGAGUUAAUUCUGUCACAGAUUCUGAUUCUGUGGACUGAAUUAAUGCUUCCAAAUGUUUGCAGUUAUCAAACAUUGUUAUGCAAGAAAUCAUAAAAUGAAGACUUACACCAUUGUGGUUUAAGCUGUACUGAAUUAUCUGUGGAAUGCAUUGUGAAUUGUAAAAGCAAAGUAUCAAUAAAGCUUAUUAUAGACUUCA